Molecule: messenger RNA, 1028 nt
Organism: Westerdykella ornata
Lineage: Eukaryota; Fungi; Ascomycota; Dothideomycetes; Pleosporales; Sporormiaceae
Exons: 3
Coding region: 59-841 (260 amino acids)
Source: RefSeq, a predicted model, not a curated record
ACUACAAAACAAGUCGCUGGGAGCUUUGCGUGACGAUAAAGACUAGUACAACCCAAACAUGAGAGCAUACAACUUUCUGAAUCUCUUCUUCACUUUCAGCCUCGCAUCCGCGACGCUGAACGUUCAAUUCUCGCUUCCUCGAAACCCAACCCACUUCUUCAAACGUCAAGUCGGAUAUGGUCCAGAGUACGGUGAUUGCACCACGGGGUUGACUUGCAAGGACUCAUGCUGGAAGGAUUACGAGCAAUGCCCAGCAUCAACAGACUUAGUGUUGUUCUGUUACAACCCUGUAGCAGGGCAGAAAUGCUGCGACGAUGGGAAUGGGAAGGCAUGUGAUCGCGGCUACUACUGCACGCAAGACUCGGAGAAUGAGACUUGGUGUUGUCCUGAGGCACUGAGCCCAGAGGCAUGUGCCUCGUCGUUCGGGUUUCCAAAUCCGCUGAAGACUUCGGCGAUAUCUAGUUCGUCGUCUCCUUCGCCAUCCGCUCUAUCAUCCACUUCAAUAUCCACGUCAGUGUCCAGUUCAACAUCCACUGCCGCAUCCACUGCAACAUCUCCUUCAGCAUCCGGCUCAACCUCUACUUCAGCCCCCACUGCAUCGUUCACUUCAACUGGUCCCUCAACAUCUAUAAAGAACACAAGAUUCCCGUCAACAACCACCGCAUCAACCGGUAUCACCACGAUGAGCUACAUCCCAACAAUUACUCCCUUCAUAAAUACCACUACGCUGCCCAACAAUACCGUGAUAUUCUUUACCGGCGGAGUCCAAGCCCUCAAGUUGCCGAGUAUCUCAUUUCUCAUCUCAGUGUUGAUGAGCUCAAUGUUUGCGUUGUGCAUUUGAGUGGGUGUUUCGGGCGGUUUGAACUGUUUGUGUAGCUGCUGAGAAGAAGUUCGCGGACUGUACGCUGUUAACGUCUAGUGGUAUAAUAUCAUGGUUCAGUGAUUAGAAUGAGAUCUGCAACACUGCACGGCUUUGCCGUUGACGUUCGAAAGAAACGAAAAUAUACUACACAUUAGGGUAUAGAACG